This is a messenger RNA of Naegleria gruberi, 318 nucleotides long. RefSeq lists its product as uncharacterized. Lineage: Eukaryota; Heterolobosea; Eutetramitea; Acrasida; Naegleriidae. The coding region runs from base 1 to 318 and encodes 105 amino acids. The transcript has a single exon. The record is from RefSeq and is a predicted model, not a curated record.
AUGAACGUUUGGAUCACCAUCGCCGCUCUUGCUGCUCUAGUAUUGAAUUUUGCUUGUGUUGUGGAAGCUAAUUAUCCAAUGGUGGAGGCCUCUGUUAUUGCUCUUAAUAGUACAGGGAAUGGUACUACACCAUUUGUUUAUGACUUUUGGCGUAUCAACAAGCCACCAAUCAUUGGUGGUAUAAUAGUUUUAGUAGUUGGUGUAAUCAUUGCUAUUAUCGGAGGAGGUAUUUAUUAUUGGAAGAAGAGAAGGGAUGCUAGACAAACCCAACAUGAUGAACACGAAGAUAUGCAUCGUCUUGAGGAUGAAGAUCAUUAA